Messenger RNA from Pseudocercospora fijiensis CIRAD86, 2145 nucleotides. RefSeq lists its product as uncharacterized. The transcript has 21 exons. Bases 1 to 2145 code for a protein of 714 amino acids. Lineage: Eukaryota; Fungi; Ascomycota; Dothideomycetes; Mycosphaerellales; Mycosphaerellaceae. The record is from RefSeq and is a predicted model, not a curated record.
AUGCCGCUUGAGGACAAAGACGGUGCCACCAGUGCACAGAGGAUCUUUCCAACUAGGACACAAAGCCAACAAUGCUCCUACGUGCGGAAAAUCACCGAACAUGUCGCAGAACUUUACUCGUUCGACAUGUCUUAUCUCGCGAACAAUUGGAGAGAAAAAUCCAGUAAAAACUUAAACGCGCCGUUCUUCUACAAUAUGGAAGGAAGUACAUAUAAGGACAACGAGAAACCCACAAGCCAGAAAGACGACCAGACUCCGAAACGCACGAUCAGAACCAUGCCAGAGUUCGCAAAAGCACUUCGAGAGGAUAUGGCUCUACAGCGAGAUUCGGUCAACGUCCCAGAAUCUUGGUCAAUGCGGCCGGAGAAUCUUACUGUGGACCUUGUUGGUUACGCUGUUGAACCGCUCAGCAGUCAUGACUCGGCUACCAAUUCGACGCCCAACCAAUCUGAGUCCUGGAGAACUAUAGACCUGCCUACGGUCUCACCUAACGAGACGGAGGUCGAUUGGAAACGAAUCAACACCCGAACUGGACUAUCCCCAACUAUUCACGAUCCCGGCAGACUGGGAGCAAGCUUUGCUGGAGUGCGAUAUAGAAGCACUGGAGUGGAUCAAACUACCCGAUGGUGGCGGAUGUCUUUUCUCUGGUCACUCAAUAACAACCCUGAAGCGUUCGCAAAAGUGAAUCAAGUUCUGGCUGCGAGCCUUGUGAAUGGCAGGGAGUUACUGGGAAUUCAUCUCUUGCUAUGCUUUUUGCACUUACAUCAUCCAAGGAUAGGAGAUCAUGCCAUCGGCCGAGAACAAAUGUCUUCAAAGAAUCUCGCCCGUGAGCAUCAGAAAUUGCAGCGACAAGAAUUUUUACACAUGUCGUCCAGAAGUUCUCAGUCGCCCCGAGCGGCCAGCCCAGCUAGAGGUCCCGAUCGUUUCGGUGCGCAUAUUCCAAAAGCCACACCAUCCCCUCACGUCCAGACAAAGCGGUUCGAAACAACCUACGGCCUCGGAUCUUCGUCUUCGGCUUUCAUCGACGCCGAAGACGUUGUUCAGCAUACACGCAGACUCCUGUCCCUUCAGCUUCUCCCGGGAGACACAGUCUAUUACGAACGGAAGGGUGACGAGCAGCAGAUCUUAAUUUUGGUCCUGCGUCCUCGUCGGAAGAAUCCUGUUUAUCCGCAACAUUAUCAAAGGAAAAGGCAGAUUGGGGAUGGGUAUUUUGUCAAACAGCAUCUCCUAGUAUCCGAGGAUGGGAUUGUGUUGCAUUUACCGAUACAGAUUGUAGGGUGUUGUGAGGAACACGAUCAUCGUCCUUCAGUCGAGCCUGGACAGCAGUUUGAUGAACUGGCUGUUAGAGAAUCCGGUUAUCCCUCGAAACUGACUGCGAGAGAGAAAUUUGGUGGUGUUCUUGCGGACUUCCUUCGAAGAGCUAAACCCAGUGCGCUUCGAUUCCAGAAAUUCGUCGACAGGAUUGAUGAGGGCGAUGAGGAGGCGCUCAAGGAGGCGGAAGAACGGUAUAAUGCGAGGCUUGAGAAAUUGGAGAAGCAAAAGAUCUGGCGUCAGUAUCAGGUCUAUGCUCGUAAGCACUCUGCUGGCGAUCAGUUCCCCGACCUUGAGGAUCUAUUUCCGACUCCAAAGGUCCCGAGACAGCCAGCAAUCGAUCUGAAUAAGCCGCUACCGGCGCUACCGAUUGACCAGGAGAGUCGACAUGAUUCCCGUACAACUUCGCAUCCCAACAAUCUGGUCAGCACAAUGCUGUUCUUCUUAUACAGCUUCCUGGCAUGCCCCGUCUAUGGGCUCUUGACCGGCACUAUCGGCUUCCUCACCGCCUACGCGUUUAUGCCACAACAGCAGCGUCAACACCGAAAUGAAGGCACCAAACACCCAUUACAUCGAUUCACGAUAAUUCUCCUCAUUCAAUCCCUGCAGACCCACGAUCUCGGUAUGGAAGCGUUCUUUCCGGGACGAAGCAAUCAGGGCCUGCUUUUGCUUGCAUUCUCUUGUUCGUGUGUGUGCCGCGAAGCAUUUCUGACCUCCGACCCGUUCAUGGGAGGGAGGGAGGGCUUUGGCAUCACUGGCGCUGCUGCUAAAACAACAAACCAUCAAUACCACUUUCUCGUCAUCUAUUUACUGGAGCCGUAUACCGCAUUUUGA